This is a messenger RNA of Fomitopsis serialis, 1363 nucleotides long. RefSeq names its product HAD-like domain-containing protein. NCBI's taxonomy places the organism in Eukaryota, Fungi, Basidiomycota, Agaricomycetes, Polyporales, Fomitopsidaceae. The transcript has 3 exons. Gene Ontology annotation, molecular function: sugar-phosphatase activity; beta-phosphoglucomutase activity. The coding region runs from base 125 to 1336 and encodes 403 amino acids. The record is from RefSeq and is a predicted model, not a curated record.
GUGCGACUGUGAGACUCACAGGACGUUCGCGUUCGUUCUGACUCGGAGACCCUCAGGUCAAUGCCCAAGAUGGAGUGCCGCUCUCAAUAUGACCGCUCAGUUGUGAACAGAAUGACAUGAUCCAAUGGCCUUGCGAACGUUGGACUUAGCUGUCAUCAGCCGCGCUCCAUGUUCGCCGCCCUCAGUCAAGACUGAGAUCUUUCCGCGGCUUAGGCACUAUAAAUGUCAGCUGUAUCCUCCGGUACCCACAACUUCAAUCGCUAGACGAUCCUCUCCCCUUCACUUCACACUCAUAGCCACUUCUAUUGCUUUGCGAAUCAUGUCUUCUGCUGGCACGCAGACUUUCUUCGCCGAUGCCGUUCUAUUCGAUAUGGACGGUACGCUUACAGAUUCCAUCGCAGCGGUCGAAGCUGCAUGGAGCAAGGUCGCGAAGGACAUUGGGCAGGACCCAGCCUCUGUAAUCGCCGCUACCCACGGCAAGCGUGCCAUCGACAACCUUUCUCAGUUCAAGCCUUCCAUCGAGGUUCACGAGAUGGACGACGAGGUUCAGGCGUUCGAGGAAUCGAUCUUGUUCUUCGCCGACGCUUAUGUGAAGCACGGCCCCGGCUCACGCCGCAACUCUCGUAUCGCAACGCCCGUCGACUCCAGCGUGACUACACCAACCCUCUCGCGCGGCGGCUCCGAGGCGUCCUCCAUCAUGUCCUCCAGGUCGUCUUCGUCCGCCGGGGAAGCGAUCGCCUCUCGCCCAGCCUUUCUUCAGCGGGUCAGUACGAUUCUGGAGGUUGGUCAAGCCCUGCGUGAAUCGGCCAUCGAGGGGGGCAUGUUCGACACCGAAGAAGGCAAGGAGAGUAUGAUCCACGCUCUGGAGGCCUGGCAGCAGGAGGCCGCCGCUGUCGACCGCUCGGUGCGCAUCCUUCCCGGAGUGAAGGAAAUGAUUGCCUCUAUCCCCGACGGCCGGUACGCAGUCGCGACGUCUGGUGCUAAGACUUACGCCUACGGAUGCAUGACUCGCGUCGGGAUUACCCCGCCUCCCGUCACCAUCACCGCCGACGACAAGCGCUUGAAGGCUGGCAAGCCCGCGCCGGACCCUUUCCUGCUCGCCGCCGAAUGCCUCGGCUUCGACGCCAAGAACUGCGUAGUCUUCGAGGACUCGCCUUCUGGGAUCAAGGCGGGUGUUGCGUCUGGCGCCACCGUCGUCGCCGUCUGCACGUCGCAUGAGCGCGAGAAGAUCGAGAGCUGCGGCGCACAUUACCUUGUCGAGAACAUGGACCAGGUCAGGUGCGAGCCCGUGGAAGUCGAUGGGCAGUUGAAGCUCAAGUUCAUGGUCCUCGAGUAAGGCCGCCGUGCUGUGGAGUCGUGGCUA